Messenger RNA from Panicum hallii, 1989 nucleotides. Its product is annotated as putative CBL-interacting protein kinase 13. The transcript has a single exon. Gene Ontology annotation, molecular function: protein kinase activity; ATP binding. The coding region runs from base 44 to 1603 and encodes 519 amino acids. The record is from RefSeq and is a predicted model, not a curated record. Gene Ontology annotation, biological process: signal transduction; protein phosphorylation. Lineage: Eukaryota; Viridiplantae; Streptophyta; Magnoliopsida; Poales; Poaceae.
UUGCCGCGGCAGCUAGCCUAGCUAGUGACGUUCUUGCUGGUCAAUGGUGCGGAUGAUGGCGGGCAAGGUAGGAAGCAACGGCAGCAUCGGCCGGGAGUCCGGCAAGAAGCCGGCGCUCCUUCUGGGGCGAUACGAGGUGGGGAAGCUGCUGGGGCAGGGCAACUUCGCCAAGGUGUACCACGCGCGCAACGUGCGCACGGGCGAGGAGGUGGCGAUCAAGGUGAUGGAGAAGGAGAAGAUCUUCAAGUCCGGGCUGACGGCGCACAUCAAGCGCGAGAUCGCCGUGCUCCGGCGGGUGCGCCACCCGCACAUCGUGCAGCUCUACGAGGUCAUGGCCACCAAGUUGCGCAUCUACUUCGUCAUGGAGUACGUGCGCGGCGGCGAGCUGUUCGCGCGCGUCGCGGAGGGCCGCCUCCGGGAGGACGACGCGCGGCGCUACUUCCAGCAGCUGGUGUCCUCCGUCGCCUUCUGCCACGCGCGCGGGGUGUACCACCGGGACAUCAAGCCCGAGAACCUCCUCGUCGACGACGCCGGCGACCUCAAGGUCUCCGACUUCGGGCUCUCCGCCGUUGCCGACCAGAUGCGCCACGACGGGCUGUUCCACACCUUCUGCGGCACGCCGGCGUACGUCGCGCCGGAGGUGCUCUCCCGCCGCGGGUACGACGCCGCCAAGGCUGAUCUCUGGUCCUGCGGCGUCGUGCUUUACGUCCUCAUGGCCGGAUACCUCCCAUUCCAGGACCGCAACCUCGUCGGCAUGUACCGCAAGAUCCACAAGGGCGAGUUCCGCUGCCCGAAGUGGUUCUCGCCCGAGCUCAAGCACCUCCUCCGCCGCGUCCUCGACACAAACCCGCAGCGCCGCGCCACCGCCGACGAGAUCAUGGACAACGAGUGGUUCAAGAUCGGCUUCCGCCGCUUCUCCUUCCGCAUCGAAUCCGACCGCUCCUUCACCUGCUUCGAGCUGGACGACGACGCCGACAGCGUCGACGCGUCCACCUCGCCGCCCGAGCCCGAGACGCCACGGACAGACGCGGGGAGCGACGCCGCCAUGCGAUCGAUAAGAAAGGCGGGCGGGCUGACGUCGUGCGGGUCGGCGCCGUCGCUGAUCCAGCUGGAGGCGCGCAACGGGCUCGGCAGGAGCAGCCGGCGGCGGUCGAGCCUGAACGCGUUCGACAUCAUCUCGUUCUCGAGGGGGUUCGACCUGUCGGGCCUGUUCGAGGACGGCGAGGCCGCAGGUAGCGGCGGCGGCCCGGAGCAGCAGCAGAACCACCCGGCGGCGGCGCGGUUCGUGUCGGCGGCUCCGGUGGAGCAAAUCCUGGCGGCGCUGGAGGGGGCCGCGUCGGCGGUCGGCCUGGUGGUGCGCGAGCUGGACGACGGGUCGGUCAGCAUGGAAGGGACGCGGGAGGGCGAGCACGGCGCGCUGGUGGUUGCCGCGGAGAUCUACGAGCUCACGCCGGAGCUGGUGGUCGUGGAGGUGCGGCGCAAGUCCGGCGGCGCCGCCGAGUACGAGGAGUUCUUCCGGGCGCAGCUCAAGCCCGGCCUGCGCGACCUCGUCUGCGACGAGCCGACGCUGCUCCAAUCCGACGAGCGGUCUCGGAGCCUCUGAGCUGUGAUCGUGGCCGCCGCAGCGCGAUUCAUGAGUGCACGCCCGCAUCCACGCAUGCCCGUGCUGCGCGCACGUUCAUCGUACGUGGCUUAGUGCCGCGUACUAUACUUGAUAAAUACUUGCCACGUAUACAACUACAGAAUUGUACGUACACGUACGAGUGAAAGGGGGUCUAUACGUAUAUACGGUGAUACGCCAGGACACAUUUUUUGCAGUGUUGUGGUCUUGUGGAUGGUUUUUGGGAGCAUCCAUACAUGACAGCACUGUUGUACGUAUUCAAAGGGGGGAAAUGUCAGAAGAAAGAAAUGUAAAUUUUGUGUGCUAUCUGUGAAUAGGGCUUGUGUUUGUGAGGAUUGGAGUUUGAUGAUUGUACUCGCAGAAGAAAG